CUUAUUAAAUAGAUUAUGUAGUAAUGACAAGAGCUGGUAGUAUAAAUAGUAACAAAUCGGCAUCAACAGUCAACUCGGCCAAUGUAAGCAAGCGAGGGUCGGUUCAAAGAGGAUCAGCGGCACCUUCUCAUUUAGACGCUGACUCUCAAGCUGGCUUCAGAUCCGAUUCUAUUAUAAGCGCUGAUUUGCAUGGAGAAAGAUGUAGUACCGUCUUGGGCAUUGGGUCCAUAUUUAAUAUCCGACGAAAGAAAAAGCGAGGCCCAGGAAAUGCUACAGUGCAAGAAGAUCCGACUUCUCAUGAAGUCACUUUCACAAUAACAGUCAGUCAGGCUGUUCCGACAGACGAGUCUGAGAAACUGAACCCUCUCGUGGGCGUUGACCGAGAACCCACUGAGUCAUCGAUAAGCAACAAGAAAAAGAAACAAGCUGAGGCCCCUAAGCCCAUCCAGUACUUCCACUAUGCUUAUCAUUUGAUCCCCCCUGAUGACGGCGAGGAGGAAACAGUAGCUGAUGUGGUGACAUUUCCCACAGCAGCUAAAGUUUACGGAAAGGGAGCAACUGUCAGUGAGAAUCCGGGUGUAAAAACAUGGCGCGAGGGAGAAAAAACUUGGUUUACAUUCCAACACAAUCACAAAAUCUCCGUGACAAAGGAGCUUCUCCACAAGUUAUUCGAUCACACUCUAGAAGUGAAGGUGUGGAAUAGCAGAGAAAAAGUUUCAUCAACCACCAGGUUCGAUAGACCAAAAGGUUUCCGUUUUCCUGGACCGAAGCCAGGCGAGGAUCCAGAGGACAUCGGGGGAGUGAAACCGACAGUGUUCAGCCAGUCCAGGGAUUUCGUCUCUUUACAGCCUAAGAAAUACUUCAGCUUCAGAGAUGACGUCUAUUAUUCCAAAAGGAGAGACAUCUACAGGAUGUUGCCGCAUGAGAAAGUGGAGCUGGAGAAGAAGUUUGCAGACUGGGCAGACACCAACCCAGAACUCAUCCCCAAAGCACCCGGAACAGGACUCCCCAUGGACGACAAGAACCCGAACGGACACAAGGGUUUGGAAGAGUCAGUGUACAAUAUGGGGGGAGAUGGUGGCGCGGGUGGGGAUAGAGAGGAUGGCAGUCCCUCUGGCAAGAUCCCACACACCAUUGUCGGAUAUCAGACCAGUGCAGCUGAACUGGAGGAGAAUAUGAGGACCUAUAGCAGACUGGGUAGAUUGGCAGCUGCCAGUGACCGACAGGACAAGCCCAUUGCCACCAACAAGGCCAUGUCAGUCGCAUCCUCAAAGGGAACUAGGAGGAACUCAGCCGCCAGCAGAAUGUCUCGCAAAAGUGUGAGUAUUGCCCAUGGUGGCAAGAAGGGAGGAGGGGGCAUUGGGGCUACUUCACUUGACAGGGCGGUGGAUGAGAGGAAUGCGCAUUUCCACAAGUACGGACUGACGUCAGUGUCUGUCAGAAUGUCGAUGCUCUUUGCUGGACUGCGUUCAGUGACCAACAGACUCGACUCGCCUGCGGAAGAUGUGAAUGACAUGUUUGUGACUAUCUCUCUAGACGAUGAUCUCCUCAACGAACAGCAGAGAGAGGCACUCAACCCAAUGAGUAUCAAGAUAGAGUCGACCUCUGCCAUGCCAAACACGCCUAUGACAUACUCGGAGCUAAGGAAACGAUGUCACCCGGCCUACUGCAGAUACAAGUUCGGCAAUCUCGACUGGUACAAGACGCCUCCCAAGGUUCAAGACAGGGACAUACACUGGAAUGAUACCAACGUCGUUCUGCUCGGAAUGAUGGACGCGGCUGAGGUGCGUGAGAUCUUCCGAGGGGGUCUGUUCGAGGUGGAGAUACACGACAGAGAUGGUCGGAAGGUGAAACAGGAGAAGCCAGCGGCGCUGUUCGGGGAGGAGCCGGAUGACGAUAAGAUAUCCAGCAUAGCACUUGUGGCCAACAAGAGAACUGUGCACAACGCAUUCGAGAGUAAAUCUACGUGGGAUCCUUUCGGUGUGGCCAAAUUUGACCUGAGUGAGCUUCUGAGAGGGCGGAAGAGGUUGUGUCUCAAGACUCAGAUCCAACAAGGACCUCUUCCCGAGUUACUGGGACUCCAGACGCAGGGAGGAGAGCCAGGAAGGAUGGGAACAGGACAGGUGGUGGGAAACCCAACAGCCGUAGACGGACCAGUGGAUCUACCUCUGCCCGUGGGUGAAUACCUGGAAAGUGGGGCUAGCAUGAAACUCACUGUAGAAAUCACCCGACUGUUGGCAACCCCCGCCGAAGUGGCCAAGAAUGAGCUGCUUCCCGCCUCAGAAAAGUGUCCAUUUUCGCGCCUAGUGGUGUACUGUGAGCAUAGUGAACAGAACAGUCUGCACAAGGUUUUCUCCAAGAUCAGACUGAUCAACUCAGAGGCACUGCAGCUGAACUACCUUCCGGAACAGUCCAUCCCAGCCGCACUCAAAACAUACAGACUAUCCGAUGAGCAGAAGACAAGUGGGGAGUGUGACGUCAUAACUGGGGUGCAUGUACUGGAUGGCAAAUUUCACCUGUUGCUGCUGGAGGGACUUAGGAGUGGUGCUAUCACUCAGCUGUUCGAACACAUUCAAGCCAAGAGUGGCGACCCUUCGUCCUCUCGACUGCGCCUGAUGUUCGACAGUGACCUGAUGUUCUCUUCUAGACUGUAUGCCUCUUUUGGAGUGUCCCUGUUCCGAGUUCGCAUCCACGAGUCCCUCUCUUCAAUCAUGAUUCAGCCUCUGCUCUAUGUUAGGGACAUGGUUCCCAAAAUGUCAUUCGACUGCCUCACAAAAAUAUCACAGAUUCUGCAAACGAGCAGUCUGAAAGAUGUAGUUCGCAACCAGCUGUUUCCCACUGUAGAUAUGGUCAAGUCGAUGAGCAAGGAGUUCGGAAUUGCUUACUUCCAGGAGACAAACAACAACAACGCGUCUCUAGACAAGAAGAGCAAAAAUGCAAGCACAAAACAUGGAGAUAGCAGCAAGAACAAAUCAGCAGCGACUGAACUUGGGAAAAAGAGUUACAAAUCAUCACACAAAGCGAAGAGUCAGGACAUCGAUCUAGAUUUCGACGAUGCCAUACUACAACACGAAGAUACAGACGUGAAGAUGUUUGGCUCGAGACUGUGGACUCCUCUGGCUAUGAGCAAUCCAGAGUACGAGCAGAUGCUGAGACAGAGGGCGCUGGACAGGGAGAGGAGGAAUUAUGUAGAGGAGAACAAGGACCAUGUAGAGAAGGCGUCUGUCAAUAACAGGAACAACAAUCCCAAGCCUAGAAGGUUCUCGGCGCCUCUGAGAAGUGCGGAUGACAAUGGUGUGUAUAACUACAGUUCGCAUACUGUCAACACCACAGAGCUAUCGAUAGACGAGAUGAGAGAUGUUCUGCAACAGAGGUACCCUGGUCGUCUGUUCACAUUCAUGAAGGAGGACUUUUGGAACUCGGGAGUGAUGGUGCCCUACAAUAUCCAGAGGGCGAAGACGGAGGCCGAGAUGGCGAGCAGAGCAAAAUGGAUGACCAAGGAGGGAUUCCAGUUCCCGGGCAUGGACAGCGCUCUAGCGGACAAUCUGCCGGAGAGACCCCUUGACGAGAAAAGACAGGAGGAAAUCAACCAGUUUGUCUGGCGUGAGAAUACUCUGCACGAAGGGCAGUUGAAGCCAGCCCUCCCCUUUAGAGACGUGUUCACGUGGGAGCAUAGGAAGAGAGAUCUGGACUUGCGGAGUAAGCCGGAGAGGAAUUUUGGGAUGUCCAUGCCUGAGACUAUCAUGCCAGCUGGCGAUAUUAAACUGCAACAGGAGAGAGAAGUAUACAAUAAGAUGAUGAAAGAGUGGCGAGAGAAGAUGGCGGGACGAGAUCCAGUGCUGAAGUUCCACAGACUGAAUCCGGCCACUGAGAACAUGGAAAGGGGAAUAAAGGCCAGCAAUCAGAUCGACAAGACAGCUGGUCUGUUGAAGGACAGUGCCAAUCGAGUGUCCUUGGGGGCUGGAAUGUCCAGCGAGGUGCCUGCGCUGGGCGUGGUCCACUACCCAUCAGUUGACAUCUCAGCCAGAGAAGCUGGAUACUCGCCACCUCCUGGUCUGGCCCAGUCUGAGUCGCUGGGUAGCUACAAGGGUCCCUUCACUCUGGGAGACGAGGAGGAGAAGAGAAUGGGCAACAAUGUAGUCUCUCUUAGGACCCAGAGGUCUCUCUUCAUCGACCCAACUGCCACACACUUCAGAUUGAUCAACCCGACCAAGAACAAACUGUCGACUAGACGGAUCGAGCCACUGACUCAAGAGGAGAAGAACAAUCUCCUGUUCACACCGGCCGCCAAAAUAGAGACUGAACAGAUGGUAGAGAGGGAGAAACAGGUGCCACUCAUCAGAGCCAGUUAGAACAAUGACGCAAUGGAAAAAAACAGUGUUUGAGAAACAAAAGUAAUUGAGCUGAAUGAUAAUCAAAUUUGAACUGGAUGGCACCAAAAAACAGCAAAAAUGCCAAACAUUCGUAAAUAUCUCCAAUUUGCCCAAGCUACAACGACUGUAAAAGAAACUUGACCUGAAUAAAUGCCACAAAAUCAGAACUUGCUGGAACUUACUUGCGUGCAUGAAAUAAUUAAAAGAUUAGACGCGAAGCUCAUUAUAUCUGUCAAAUUAGUUAAAGAAAUCAUAGAACAACUAUCAUCAACAUGUAAAUAAAAUUCAUAAACUUGUAAAAACAAACUGUCCUUCGAUUGUAAAUCUGAAAUUGUAAAUACGUGUUAUAAUUUUGAAAUUGCUAAUUAGAAUUGAAAA
Molecule: messenger RNA, 4751 nt
Organism: Symsagittifera roscoffensis
Lineage: Eukaryota; Metazoa; Xenacoelomorpha; Acoela; Convolutidae
Exons: 28
Coding region: 24-4352 (1442 amino acids)
Source: RefSeq, a predicted model, not a curated record